GCCCCGGCUGUAUAAGUAACACGCUGGCUCACGCUGGGUUACCGAGCAGCCUGCAGUGCACCCAGUCGGAGCCCGGAAAGGUUUCCUACCCGAGUGGAAGCAUGAAGAUGAAGUGCAUUGCCCUAUUCUCUGUCCUGCUCCUGGUCUCACAGCUGCUCUUGGUGGACUGUGAAAAACAGAGGAAAAGAAAACACGGGAGAGAUGAAAAGGGCGAAGGGAAACAUCCCCCCGGCUCUCCUGACAAGGAGGAGAAAGGCCAAAAGGCUAAGGGAGGAAAAAGGCUCCCCAGGGGCAAGUUUUCCACUCAAGAGAAUGUCCCUUGUACUUGGGCAGUGACUGAGAAGGAGGGCGUCGCCUUGAAAGUUCAAUGCAAAGGGCAGGAGGCCCAAUUUGAGUGUACCUUUGCAGGCAGCCCUUCCUCCUGCCCCCAUUACGCAGGCAAUGAAAAAGCCUACUGGAAACAAAUAGGCCGAGCCCUGCAGAAACAGAGGAACCUUUGCGCAGACCCCAAGAGCAUCCUCAAGUCCCGCGUGUGCAAACAAGGGCCUAAAGAAGCUCAUCUCAGAAUGGUGGACUCCAGCAAGAAGAGCCAGAGUCAGGAUAAGAAGGGCAGAAAGGACCCUCAGACAGCAGCCCCCACCGUCGGACCGGCUGCCGCCACCGUCCAGCCCACGACUGCUGCCCAGUGUGAGGAGGACAUGGAGGCGAUCAACCAGAGAAAGGUGGCCAGCGAAUACUGUGGGGACACCUGGGGCUCCCUGUGCACCUUCCUGCUCACCAUGCUGCAGGACAAAAAGUGCUAGCGGACUCCCAGCUGGAGCCUGUGCUCCCCAUGUGCUGCAGAAAAGCCUUUCACGCUUCCCUCCCGCACGGACUUCUCUGGCGUCACAAGGGAGGGGAGCCCAGCUACGUAUUUAAGUCUGUUUUGUAUUGUUUUGCUUGUUUUGUAUUUUGGAAUUUAUACUUUAUUGGAUUUUGUUUUCAGUGGCCAACAAUGUUACAAAAACUGUAAAAGGGCAUGUGUGUGUACACAUAAAUAUAGAUGUAGGUACAUACACAUGUAUAUAAAAGUGCAAAUGUUAUACACAAGUACGUGGUCUGUAUAGAUACAUACAAGGUGGUGUGUGUGUGUGUGUGUGUGUACACAUAAAUAUACAUGCAGGUAGAUGUAGGUGCACAUACAUGUGUGUAUAUAUAUAUAUAUAUAUAUAUAUAUGCAAAUGUGCACAGGUACAUGGUUUGUAUAGAUGCAUACCAGGUUGUUGUGUACAUGUAAAUAUACACAUAUAAAUGUAGAUGUGUAUAUAUACAUAUAUAUGCAAAUUGCAAAGCACAUGGUCUGUAUAGAUACAUACAAGGUGUGUGUGUACAUGUAAAUAUACAUGAAGGUAGAUCUAGGUCUAUAUACACAUGUGUAUGUACAUGCAAAUGUGCACAGGUACAUGAUCUGUGUAAAUACAUAAACUGUGUGUCUUAUGUACACAUAAAUAUACAUGUGGGUAAAUGUAGGGACAUAAACGUGUAUAUACAUGCAAAUGUGCACAGGUGCAAGGUCUGUCUAGAUACAAGGUGGUUGUAUGUGUGUACACAUAAAUAUACAUGCAGGUAGAUGUAGGUGUAUAUAUACAUAUGUGUGUACAUGCAAAUGUGCACAGGUACAUGGUCGGUAUAGAUACAUACAAGGUUGUUUUUGUGGAUUUGUGGAUUCAUAAAUAUACAUACAGGUAGUUGUAGGUACAUAUACACAUGUGUAUAUACAUGCAAAAUGCAUAUAGGUCCAUGGUCUGUGUAGAUAAACACAAGGUGGUUGUAUGUGUGUGCACAUAAACAUACACGCAGGUAGAUGUAGGGACAUAUACAUGUGUAUGUACACGUACAUGGGCACAGGUUCAUGGUCUUAUGUGGUCUGUGUAGAUAACACACGCUCUCUUCAGUUCCUCUUUGGGCUCAGCUGGCCAGAGGGGGUUUCAGCGCAGUGCACUCCCUAACACCCUGAGAAUGUUUCUGACCUGGCCAGCAUCUACUUUGGCCAAGAUAAUAAAGUUUUGCAAACAUGUU
Sarcophilus harrisii (Tasmanian devil) is the source of this 2058-nucleotide messenger RNA. RefSeq names its product fibroblast growth factor binding protein 1 (gene FGFBP1). The record is from RefSeq and is a predicted model, not a curated record. The transcript is spliced from 2 exons. Gene Ontology annotation, molecular function: growth factor binding. NCBI's taxonomy places the organism in Eukaryota, Metazoa, Chordata, Mammalia, Dasyuromorphia, Dasyuridae. The coding region runs from base 102 to 803 and encodes 233 amino acids. Gene Ontology annotation, biological process: cell-cell signaling.